Molecule: messenger RNA, 3047 nt
Organism: Melanotaenia boesemani (Boeseman's rainbowfish)
Lineage: Eukaryota; Metazoa; Chordata; Actinopteri; Atheriniformes; Melanotaeniidae
Gene: chata
Product: choline O-acetyltransferase a
Exons: 15
Coding region: 553-2604 (683 amino acids)
Biological process (GO): acetylcholine biosynthetic process; neuromuscular synaptic transmission
Cellular component (GO): neuron projection; cytoplasm
Molecular function (GO): choline O-acetyltransferase activity
Source: RefSeq, a predicted model, not a curated record
UUGAGAAAAAUCCUCUUUUGUCCAACAUGCAGAUCUUUGCAAAUAAUAUUAAUCACAGCGCCAAUUAACACAGACGCAGAAGCAAUGCACGCUAAUAUUGCUCUAUAAAAAAGUGUUUAAAGUUAAGAGCCAAAGCUAUGCUUCCGUGUAAACUCCUUUCUAAUUGUCUUGCACACUGUAGGCGCAUCUGUGGCGCUCUGUCAGACUCUAAAUAAGGUGGAGUGUAGUGAGGUACCAAAUAAACUUCUCGGCGAAUAGCAGGGCUUCUGGGAGGAGUCUGCUCCUACAAGGAUGCUGAGGUACCCUCUCAACAUCUCUCAUGAAGCGAAGGAGUCGUGCUCAUGUCGUGCGCAGGGGAUUGAAAGAAGAUUCAAAUGAUAAAAGAUGAAAGUAGAAAAAAUGUGAAGACAUUCCUCAAGAAACUAAUUCAGCUAAAGAUGGACCGAGCCAAAGUUCUUGCUUGAAUCAGAAGAUCAGCUGGGACGACUUUUCUUUUCUGUCUGAGUUUAUCUCAACAAUCAACCUGCUUGACAGCCGCUCCGCAGCAUAACCAUGCCAGUUCUGGACCGAGAGUCUUCCACAGAUUUAGGACAUGCAGAUGGUCUGCCAAAGCUGCCACUGCCCAACCUCAAAGACACACUGGACAUGUACUUGAGGUGCAUGCAGCACCUGCUUACUGAAGAACAAUUCAACAAGACCCAAAAAACUGUGAAGCAGUUUGGAGGCCCUGGAGGAGUGGGGGAACUUCUACAGCACAAGCUCAUGGAGAGGAGGGAAAACAAGGCAAACUGGGUGUAUGACUACUGGCUGAAUGACAUGUAUCUGAACAACAGACUGGCUCUACCGGUCAACUCCAGUCCUGCAAUGGUGUUUCCCCAACAGAACUUCAGGGCUCCCAUUGACUCCUUAAGGUUUGCUGCUCACCUAAUUUCAGGAGUUUUGGAGUACAAGACCCUUCUUGAUGGCCGUGCCCUACCUGUGGAUUACGCCCGGGGCCAGCUGGCUGGAACCCAGCUCUGCAUGGAGCAGUAUUAUCGUCUCUUCACAUCUUACCGACUACCUGGACCUGAGAGGGACACACUAGUGGCUCAGGAGAGCAGUGUGAUGCCAGAACCUGAGCAUAUAAUUGUGGCUUGUAAAAACCAGUUCUUUGUUCUGGAUGUUGUGAUCAACUUCCGCCGACUGAAUGAAAGAGAUCUGCUCACUCAGCUGGAGAAGAUCGUCAAGAUGGCCGACAGUGAAGAUGAGCGUCUACCCCAUAUAGGUCUUCUCACUUCAGAUGGACGAACAGAGUGGGCUGAGUCCCGCAGCGUAUUAAUGAGAGAGUCAACCAACAGGGACUCCCUGGACAUGAUUGAGCGUUGUCUGUGUCUGGUCUGUCUGGAUGAUGCAAGUGGUCCAGAGCUUAGUGACACCACACGUGCUACUUUGAUGCUGCACGGAGGAGGCGUGACCAAGAAUGGGGGCAACCGCUGGUAUGACAAGCCGAUGCAGUUUGUUGUAGGAGCUGAUGGAUGCUGCGGAGUUGUGUGUGAACACUCGCCUUUUGAAGGAAUCGUUCUUGUGCAAUGCACAGAGUACCUCCUCAAAUACAUGAUUGGCAGCCCAUCAAAGCUGGUCAGGGCUGCAAGUGUGAGUGAGCUGCCAGCGCCUCGCAGACUCCGUUGGAAAUGUACUCCAGAGAUACACAAACUCAUCGCCUCCUCAGCUGACAAACUCCAGAGACUGGUGCGUAAUCUGGACAUGAAUGUCCACAAGUUCUGUGACUACGGGAAGGAAUUUAUCAAGAAACAGAAAAUGAGUCCAGAUGCCUACAUCCAGGUUGCUCUACAGUUAGCCUUCUACCUGUGUCAUGGUAGACCAGUGUCGACCUAUGAGAGUGCUUCCAUACGUCGUUUCCAGCAAGGGAGAGUAGACAACAUUCGCUCAGCCACACCUGAAGCCCUGGCCUUUGUUAGAGCAAUGACGGAUGAAAAACUCAGCUCAAGCGACACGGAGAAGUUGGAGAAGUUAAGAAAUGCCAUAACCGCACAGACAAAGUAUACUAUUCUGGCAAUUACAGGAAUGGCAAUCGACAAUCAUCUAUUAGGUCUACGUGAAAUAGCACAUGAAAUGAAGAUGGAGAAGCCAGAAAUCUUCAAAGAUGAUGCCUAUCUCAUCAGUAAUCAGUUCAUUCUCUCAACAAGUCAGGUCCCGACUACUGUUGAGAUGUUCUGUUGCUACGGACCAGUAGUUCCAAACGGAUAUGGAGCGUGUUACAACCCUCAGUCAGACCACAUCAUCUUCUCGGUGUCCAGUUUCCGUGAAAGCCCACAGACAUGUUCUACAGAAUUUGUAAAGUGCUUGGUGCAGGGACUCCGGGACAUGAAGGAUCUGUGCAAUAAAUGUAUCUCCAGCUCUGAUGCAGCAACUCAAGGAAAGGGUCAGACAGUAAGGAUGCACGCACAAAAGGAAGUAAACAAGCUGGACAAAAAUCAGCAGAGACCAUCUGACCCAAAUAUGAGUCAGAAAACACUACCACAGGUUCUGGUGAAGAGCCCAGACCAAAUUAAUGCUGAAACCCAAACCCAGACUUCAGAGCAGGGACAGACUUUGAAGAAUUGAAGUAAAUAGAAAGGAAGGAAGUUGUCAGUGCCAGUGAUGUUCAUGGUAGCUUUUAAAUAUCUGUUUUGUGCAGCAGUAAUUUAUUCGUCCUGAGUCACAAAACACACGGUAACUGUGAUCCAAAAUGUUAUGUCAGGGUGCAUUGUUGUAUAAAGUGUUGUAAAAUGUAUGGUGAUAAUCUAAUAAUCUUAAAGAAUACAAUUUUUUUAUAGAGGAAAUUUAUGGCCGUUGUUGCAAAAAAUAGCCAAUAUAUCACUGCAAAUUAAAUAUCUGUCAGUAUGGUUUCUGUAAGUUGAUAAGAAUUUUAACAAGAUUUACGCUUUUUAUUGUUAUUUUGCACAAAACUGAGAUGCAUCUGCCAAAGGGAAGAGUGUAUUCAUUGCUGGAUAAGCAGUGCCUGAGAGCUUGCCAGUCAGUUACACAGAGCAAAGAUGCAUGCUGCU